Molecule: messenger RNA, 2071 nt
Organism: Sphaeramia orbicularis (orbiculate cardinalfish)
Lineage: Eukaryota; Metazoa; Chordata; Actinopteri; Kurtiformes; Apogonidae
Product: claudin-14-like
Exons: 2
Coding region: 1047-1868 (273 amino acids)
Cellular component (GO): membrane; bicellular tight junction
Molecular function (GO): structural molecule activity
Source: RefSeq, a predicted model, not a curated record
CAUCAGCCUCAGGGCAACAGCUCAUUUUGGAGCUCAGAUUUAAGUUGUAAAAUAAAACUUGAAACUAAAAAAAAUCCAUCUGAAAGCCGUACAAGCAUUCCUACCAUCCCUUUUUCUUUUUUUUUUGCUUCAGGCUUAUUUAAUCAUGGCUGGUUAUAAUGAGAAAAGCAAAAAGUGCUCGCCAGUCCUUUUUGAAAAAAAAUGUACUCAGACAUGUGUUCCAUUUACAUAGAACUGCAACUGGUUUGAGUUUUAUAUCUGCUGUGGGAAAAAACUAUAUCCUGUAGAAGCUACAGUGAAUCCCAUCUUUUUGAGCAUUUUGUUUUUUUGGGACUGCUGCUGAUGGCGUACCAAAGGUCUUGUUUUGUUUUUUGUAGAUUUUAGCCUCGGGAAAAUGAUUAACCAGCCAACAACAACCAGGACGAGAGUUGAAGUGUCAGUGUGUACAUGACAGGAAGGUGAAGGUCUGGACGAGGGACAGUCAGAGAUAACACAGUUCAACAAAGACAGCAGAGCAUCUGAUCAUGACAGAAGAGGCACAAAGUGACAGAAACAACAAUGUGCUGCAACUGUAGUGUGUGUCGUCCAACUUCCAAGUGGGUCUAAGGAAAGUGAUUUCCAACAGGGAGCGCAGUGAGCUGAUCGAACAGCCAAGGGACUGGAGUACAUCUGUAAAAAUAGCAGCAGAAACUGUUGUAAGUGUGCGUUUGGUUCUGUUGGUUCUAAUGCAGGCGGCACAGUGAGAGCAGACGGCAGCGACACACCAGCCUCCUCCACCAUGUCCAGGUCUGAGGACGCAGUGUGAGCCUGGUUCUGCCGGCAGACGGUGGGUCUUUGUUUCCUGCUGGAGGAGCACAUGCUGGUUGAACAGGAACCCCGGUGGCUGUAGGAGCUGCAGCCUCGGCCGCCUCUUCAUCGUCCUGUUCCCUCCUCAUCCUCAUCAGCUGCAACUUCAGCUCCUGUAGCAAAAGAACAGAAUCCAAAUCCUCCACUGGUCGUCCCGACGUCUGGUCAUCCAUAACCUGCUGCCAUCUUCAGCUGUUGUCAUGGCCUCUGCUGCUCUGGAGCUGAUGGGCUUCUUCCUGGGCCUGCUGGGGAUGCUGGGUACUCUGGUGGCCACCGUGCUUCCGUACUGGCAGAUUUCAGCCCACAUCGGCUCCAACAUCGUGACGGCCGUGGCCAACAUGAGGGGCCUGUGGAUGGAGUGCGUGUACCAGAGCACCGGAGCCUUCCAGUGUGAGACCUACAACUCCAUGCUGGCCCUGCCCUCAGACCUGCAGGCCUCUAGAGCCCUCAUGGUCAUCUCUUUGGUGCUGUCUGUUUUUGCCAUCGCCAUGUCGUCCCUGGGGAUGCAGUGCACCGUGUGCCUGGAGGGCACCGGUGCCGUCAAGAGUCGCAUGGCGGGUGCUGGAGGCGGCCUGUUCCUCGCCGCCGGCUUCCUGGCGCUCAUACCCGUGGCGUGGACCACUCACGAAGUCGUCCAGACCUUCUAUCGACCCAACGUGCCCGCGAGCAUGAAGUUUGAGCUGGGGGAGUGCCUGUACGUGGGCCUGGCCUCCGCGCUCAUCUCCAUGUUGGGAGGGGGGAUGCUGAGCGUGUCGUGCUGCGAGGAUCAGGACGGAGCCCGCGGAAGAGGGGCCGGAGGCGGGUAUCCAUAUCCGGUAGGUAAUGGUUUAGCGGGCGCAGGGCCGCGGACGACCUCACAAAUGUACCGCAACCCCACCCUGCAGGCAGGGGGCGUCAACACGGCCAGCAGAGGCCCCACCCUGGUCCGCAGUACCAGCAACAGCUCGCACUCCAGCGCACAUGCAGCCCAGGGAGCCAAAAAGCCCACAGCGGCAGGAUAUGACAUCACAGGGUACGUCUGACAAUGGCGACAGAUCACCGCAAUCAGCUGAUGAGUUCCUCACACAUCAUGUGACACGUCAGCCUGUUCGGACUGACUCUGAAACAUUUCAUUUCAUAUGUUAGAGGGUCUUUUUCUGAAGCUCUUUGAACUCUUCUCAAAUAUAAAGGACAGGUGUCAAACAUGCGGCCCGGGGGCCAAACCUGGCCCACCAAAGGGUCCAGU